CACCCCAGCCCGCUCCCGGGCAGCCUCCGCGCUCCCGCCUCCCGGGUCCAGCUGGAAUUCGAGCGGCGGGAGUCCCUGUCCCCAGCAGUCCCGAGCCCGCCCCAGGACUGGUUCCUGAUUUGAGGUGAAACCAUGAAGAGAAAAUAGAACAAAUAAUAAUGCUUUUCCGCAAUCGCUUCUUGCUGCUGCUGGCCCUGGCUGCACUGCUGGCCGUCCUGAGCCUCAGCCUGCAGUUCUUCCACCUCAUCCCUGUGUCCACGGCGAAGAAUGGAGUGAGCAGCAAGAGUCGAAAGAGAAUCAUGCCCGACCCAGUGACGGAGCCCCCUGUGACGGACCCGGUGUACGAAGCACUUCUGUACUGCAACAUCCCAAGUGUGGCUGAGCGGAGCAUGGAAGGUCACGCCCCACAUCAUUUUAAGCUGGUGUCUGUGCAUGUGUUCAUUCGCCAUGGAGACAGGUACCCACUGUAUGCCAUUCCCAAAACAAAGAGACCAGAAAUCGACUGCACUCUGGUGGCUAGCAGGAAACCCUAUCACCCUAAACUGGAAGCUUUCGUUAGUCAUAUGUCAAAAGGAUCCGGAUCCUCUUUUGAAAGCCCCUUAAAUUCCCUUCCCCUUUACCCCAAUCAUCCUCUGUGUGAGAUGGGAGAGCUGACACAGACAGGAGUCGUGCAGCAUUUGCAGAACGGCCAGCUGCUGAGGGACAUCUAUCUCAGAAAGCACAAGCUCCUGCCCAACAACUGGUCCACAGAGCAGCUGUACUUAGAGACCACUGGGAAGAGCCGCACCCUGCAGAGCGGGCUGGCCUUGCUCUAUGGCUUCCUCCCAGAUUUUGACUGGAAGAAGGUUUAUUUCAGGCACCAGCCGAGUGCCCUGUUCUGCUCUGGAAGCUGCUACUGCCCGCUGAGAAAUCACUUUCUGGAAAAGGAGCAGCGCCGCCAGUACCUCCUGCGGCUGAAGAACAGCCAGCUGGAGAGGACGUACGGCGAGAUGGCGAAGAUCGUGGGCGUGCCCACCAAGCAGCUGCGGGCGGCCAACCCCAUCGACCCCAUGCUCUGCCACUUCUGCCACAACGUCAGCUUCCCCUGCACCGGAAGUGGCUGCAUUGACAUGGAGCACUUCAAGGUGAUCAAGACGCACCAGAUCGAGGACGAGCGAGAGAGGCGCGAGAAGAAGCUGUACUUGGGGUACUCCCUGCUCGGGGCGCACCCCAUCCUCAACCAAACCGUCGACAGGAUGCUGCGCACCGCCCACGGCAGCACGGAGGAGCUCUUCACUCUCCUCUCUGCCCACGACGUCACUCUGUCGCCACUUCUCAGCGCCUUGGGCCUCUCCGAUGCCAGGUUCCCAAGGUUCGCUGCCAGGUUGAUCUUUGAGCUCUGGCAAGACAGAGAAAAGCCCACGGAACAUUCGGUCCGGAUUCUUUAUAAUGGAGUCGAUGUCACAUUCCACACCUCGUUCUGCCAGGACUACCACAAGCGGUCUCCCAAGCCCAUGUGUCCUCUCGAGAACUUGGUCCACUUUGUCAAAAGGGACAUGUUUGUGGCCCUGGAUGGUAGCAGUACUAGUUAUUAUGAUGCAUGUCACAAGGAAGGCAUCUAAAAGGUGCUUAGCCUGGCCCGGUAGAGCCUGUGUGGAAACGCGGACCUGGGAGGGCUGGUUUCUGGUCGGUCUGUUAAAGGUGUCAGUGUGGAUUUUCUAAGGCUGCAGAUAGUGUCUGGGAGCCAUGCGGGGGGUUUUGCUAAACAGCAAAAUUCCUGUAAAAUGGUAGGUGAGUUAUUCGGUACAAAAUGGCCAGUUCAGAGAGAUAAGGUACUUAACACAACAGCCAGGGGUCAUGUAGAAGAACAAAAUCCUGUUUCGUACCCAAAGUUGCCAAUCUUACUUCAUACCCUUUUGGCCUGCCAUGGAACCAGCAAAUCUCUGCCAAUUUUUUCUUAAUCUUGGAUAUUCUUAACUUUGACCUUGCUUAGUGAAAAAUGUCCCUAAGUAAUUAGUCUAAAGCAAGGCUUGGCAUCUUUGUCCGAAAGGGCCAUAUGGCAAAUAUUUUAGACGGUGCAAACCAGAUCACAGAGUCUCUGUCGCGGCUACUCAGCCUUGCUCCAGUGACACUGCGAUGCACAGAGGAGAGAACGUGGUGAUGUUCACAGGCCAAACAACACAGGUGGUAACAGUUUACGCUCACAAGCUGUCAUUUGCUGAUUCCUGAAUUUUCAAAACAGACUCUGCCACAGUUGCACAGCCAGCACUUUGAGAACCGGUUGAAUACCAAAGGCUAUUCAACGGGUCCUCCUGUCACUUCUAUACAAACACAGAACUUGGUCUGUAUCUGACACAGUAACGGAACACAAGGGGAAGGAGACAUCGAAUCAGAAUGAAUUGUAGAAAAUUAUUAGGAUAAUACUUGAUGUUCACAAUGAUUGUGGUACAAAAUAGUUUAAGUGUGUUUUAAAUAUUUGUCUGUUGCAGUCUAUAUGCUAAAACUUUUGUAUCCCACUUAGUAUUUUUAUAGUCUAGGAAAAUAUUUUCUGAGACCAGUUUUAGAUGUGGUCUUCUAUCAGUUUACCGCGCUGGCUUGAUGGUUGGAAGGAGGCUGGGAGCUGAAUUCAGGCACUUUUUUCAAAAAAAGAAAAGAAAAGAAAAAAGAACUAAUGAUGGGUCAUUCCUUCUGACAAGCUGUAGAAUUGGAUCAAUUUUGAAACCAUUUUCAUCAAUUUCAAAUGGUAAAUUCUGAUUAAUUUUUAAAUGUUUGUAGAAUAACUUUGUUACUUGAUAGUUAAAUGAUCUUUGUAAGGUAUAUUUUAUAUAUUAGGAGCUAUUGUAAGUAAAUCUGUGACUUCUAGAUUCAUGGUGCUAGUUAUUUUUGAAGACAUGGAAAUUCAAGUGGGCCUCUCCAGUGUUGCUGGCAUUCCAACCAUUUCUCUUCAUUUGUUUUUUUCCCACAGUGUUGCAUUUGAACACAUCUGUUUCUAUAAAUAAAUUUUUGAAGAAUUCUUA
This is a messenger RNA of Jaculus jaculus (lesser Egyptian jerboa), 2996 nucleotides long. RefSeq names its product 2-phosphoxylose phosphatase 1 (gene Pxylp1). Lineage: Eukaryota; Metazoa; Chordata; Mammalia; Rodentia; Dipodidae. Gene Ontology annotation, biological process: chondroitin sulfate proteoglycan biosynthetic process; dephosphorylation; glycosaminoglycan biosynthetic process. Gene Ontology annotation, cellular component: Golgi apparatus. The transcript has 6 exons. The record is from RefSeq and is a predicted model, not a curated record. Gene Ontology annotation, molecular function: phosphatase activity. Bases 159 to 1601 code for a protein of 480 amino acids.